This is a messenger RNA of Myripristis murdjan (pinecone soldierfish), 2380 nucleotides long. RefSeq names its product protein tyrosine phosphatase receptor type Ma (gene ptprma). The transcript is spliced from 16 exons. Gene Ontology annotation, cellular component: membrane. The record is from RefSeq and is a predicted model, not a curated record. Gene Ontology annotation, molecular function: protein binding. Bases 203 to 2380 code for a protein of 725 amino acids. Lineage: Eukaryota; Metazoa; Chordata; Actinopteri; Holocentriformes; Holocentridae.
GAGGAAAGAAACGGAGUCGGAGCGCAAGACAGGAAACUCCCCGCUUCUCCGUUCACUUCAGUUCAGUUCACUUCAGUUCAGUUCAGUUCAGUUCAGUUCAGUCCGGCUCGGCCCGGCUCGGCUCAGCUCGGCUCUCUUUGUGGUGGUUUUGGGCUGAACUCUGGCUCCUCCAGCUGCGGGCAGCCCGGCGGGUCGGGGGAACAUGGAGAGCUGUGGAAGUUGGCUGCUGCUUCCCGUCACUUUACUGGUUUUACUGGGAUUUACGGCGCGGGCAGAGACCUUCAAAGCCUGUCUGUCUGCUCAGUCUGCAGACUGUCCUCUGGUCCAGUCGACAGAAGACGACUUCGACUGGGAGCAGGGCGACACCAGAGAGAGACCGGCCAGCAACCCCUGGAUCCCUGCAGGCUCCUCCUUCCUGUUCGUUAACACGUCGGCUCGUUAUGGCGGUCAGCGCGCUCAGCUGCUGCUGCCGCCGCUCAAAGAGAACGACACACACUGCCUGUCCUUCCUGUACUUCCUGUCUGCCGCCAGAGAGGGCGCCGCGCCCGCCCAGCUCAACAUCUAUGUUAAAGAGAACAACAGCCCAUUGGGCGUUCCAGUCUUCAACUCAUCAGGCCCCGCCUACCACAGCUGGAAGGGGGUGGAGCUAGCAGUGUCCACCUUCUGGCCUAAUUACUACCAGUUGGUGUUUGAGGCGGUCAGCAGCGGUCAGUCUGGAGUUUUGGCCAUCAAGGACAUCACACUGCAGGGACACCAGUGCAUGAGCACGCCUCACUUCCUGCACAUUAAGGGCGUGGAGGUGAACGCCGGGCAGACGGCCUCCUUCCACUGCACCGUCAACGGACGUCCCAGCAGCAGCAUCACCCUGUGGCUGCAGGGGAUUGGUGGGCGGCAGGCGGUCGUCAGGGAAACCAAGCCGGUGAACUCGCGGCGCUACGUGGCGAGCUUCGACGUGCAGAACACCACCAAGGAAGACUCGGGGCGCUACCGCUGCAUCGCCCAAUCAGAGCGCGGCGUGGGCGUGUCCUCCUACGCCGACCUCACCGUCAAACAGCCCCCCGUCCCCAUCGCCCCACCCCAGCUCACAGCGGUCGGCGCCACCUACCUGUGGAUCCAGCUCAACGCCAACUCCAUCAACGGAGACGGACCAAUCGUAGAGAGGGAGGUGGAGUACCGCACGGUGUCGGGCAUGCUGAUCGACACCACGCCGGUCGACAAGCCCACCCACAAGAUCGGCCACCUGGACCCCGACACCGAGUAUGAGAUCAGCGUGCUGCUGACCCGGCCCCUGGACGGAGGCACGGGAAACCCCGGGCCGCCUCUCAGAGCCAGGACCAAGUGUGCAGAUCCCAUGCACGGCCCGCGGCGCCUGGAGGUGGUCGACGUCCAGGCCAAGCAGGUGACGGUGCGCUGGGAGCCGUUCGGCUACAACGUGACGCGCUGCCACAGCUACAACCUGACAGUGCACUACCGCUACCGACCAGCAGGGGGCAGCAGGGAGGAGGAGGUGCGGGAGGAGGAGGUGUACGACACGCGCAGCGCCCUGCCGCAGCACACCCUGCGUAACCUUCCACCCUUCACCAACGUCAGCCUGAAGCUCCUCCUCACAAACCCAGAAGGAAGAAAAGAGAGCCAGGAGCUGCUGCUGCUCACCGACGAGGACGUUCCUGGAGCGGUUCCGGUGGAUUCCAUCCUGGGCAGCAGCUACGAGCAGCAGAUCAGCCUCAGCUGGAGGGAACCACAGCAGACCUACGGGCUGAUCCGCCAGUACGAGAUCUCCUACAAGGCUCUGAGCUCCUUCGACACAGAGUUCGACCUGUCCAAUCAGAGCGGGAAGGUGUUCAAACCGGCCAAUGAGACGAGCCACGUGUUCGGCGGCCUGUACCCAGGCUCCACCUACUCCUUCACAAUAAGAGCCUCCACCGUCAAGGGCUUCGGACCUCCAGUCAUCACCCAGUUCACCACCAAGAUAUCAGCUCCUCUCAUGCCGGCCUAUGAUCAGGAGUCUCCUCUGAAUCAGACCGACUCCACCGUCACCGUCCUGCUCAAACCAGCCCAGAGCCGAGGAGCGCCCGUCAGUCCCAACCUGGAUCCACAGGUUCUGCUGCAGCUAAGCACAGCUGCCUCCAGGUGUUUGAUCAGCAGCCAUGCUCUCCAGGCCCUCAGCUUUGAUCUUCUUCAGCGCUGUCUUCAGCUGGUCUUUGAAACGCCUCUUCAGGCCACCAGCCGAGCGCCGGCCUUGGUGGAGCCACCAUAUCACACUCUGCGGGGGAGCCGGUGGCGGGGCAUCCUCAUGACAUGCUCCCGCCGGCGCAGUUGGUGCUGGGUGACUGAGGCCUCAAUGCUUUGGCAGCCUGUUCUCCUCAAGAUCUCUGUGUGA